Messenger RNA from Carlito syrichta (Philippine tarsier), 1712 nucleotides. It is a transcript of the gene CA3, whose product is annotated as carbonic anhydrase 3. Lineage: Eukaryota; Metazoa; Chordata; Mammalia; Primates; Tarsiidae. The record is from RefSeq and is a predicted model, not a curated record. Gene Ontology annotation, molecular function: zinc ion binding; carbonate dehydratase activity. The coding region runs from base 79 to 861 and encodes 260 amino acids. Gene Ontology annotation, cellular component: cytoplasm. The transcript has 7 exons.
AAAGGCCCGACCCGCUGGGACUCUGCGAGACACCAGGGAAGAGGAAGCAGGAGCCGUCCAGUGCAGAAAAAGACGACCAUGGCCAAGGAGUGGGGCUACGCCAGCCAUAACGGUCCUGACCACUGGCAUGAACUUUACCCAAUUGCCAAUGGGGACAAUCAGUCACCCAUUGAGCUGCACACUAAAGACAUCAAGUAUGACCCUUCUCUGCAGCCAUGGUCAGCAUCUUAUGAUGCCGGUUCUGCCAAGAUCAUUCUGAAUAAUGGGAAGACCUGCAGAGUUGUGUUUGAUGACACUUAUGAUAGGUCAAUGCUGAGAGGUGGUCCUCUCCCUGGACCCUACCGACUUCGCCAGUUUCAUCUUCACUGGGGAGCCUCAGAUGAUCAUGGUUCUGAGCACACAGUGGAUGGAGUCAAGUAUGCAGCCGAGCUUCAUUUGGUUCACUGGAAUCCAAAGUAUAAUACUUUUAAGGAAGCUCUGAAGCAGCGGGAUGGAAUUGCUGUGGUUGGCAUUUUUCUGAAGAUAGGACGUGAGAAAGGCGAGUUCCAGCUUUUCCUUGAUGCAUUGGACAAAGUUAAGACGAAGGGCACAGAGGCGCCCUUCACCCACUUUGACCCGUCCUGCUUGUUUCCUGCCUGCCGGGACUACUGGACUUACCACGGCUCCUUCACCACGCCGCCCUGCGAGGAGUGCAUCGUGUGGCUGCUGCUCAAGGAGCCCAUGACCGUGAGCUCCGACCAGAUGGCUAAGCUGCGGAGCCUGUUUGCCAGUGCCGAGAACGAGCCCCCAGUGCCCCUUGUGGGGAACUGGCGCCCUCCCCAGCCUAUCAAGGGCAGGGUGGUGAAAGCCUCCUUCAAGUGAGGCUGCUGGAUCUUGCCCUCUUCAGGAAAGGAAGCCUGCCAUGGGGAGCGUGUUUCCCUGCCACUUCCCAGUGCUCCUUACUCCAAGUAUAUUUCAUUUUCCACACUCAGCAAUGAAUGUAAGAGACACGGUUACCAAGAAACCCAAGUCACUUUUGACAAGAUCUAAUAUGAAAAUAUAGAUUUCACAUUCGACCUUUGUAAUAAUCGUCUUUCCUACAAAAGUAGCAUUUUUAGUAAUGCUUCAAAGAAGAAGAAACAGAGAUGGAAGAAUAAAGAUAUUUUUUAAAUGGCUAUUGGGCAUCAUUUUUCUGUCAUCUCAAAUUUCACAGAACUUCAGUUUUCCUUUUUUUUAUUAUAAGUUGUCCAUUUUAAAGAAAUAUGAGUAAUUUUGUAUGUAGAAAUAGAAAUGUAUGAAGAUCAUAUGACAAUUAAACAUUAAGCCACAGAUUAAAAUGACUAUGGAUACCAAGGAUUGAGAUGAUUCUGUAUUUCAGCUCUUAACACCAACAAGAUGUCCAUCAUUUAUUAAAAUUUUAGCUACUAAGAUUACUUGGUUUUGAUUAUCAAUAAAAGAAAAACACAAUAAGACCAGGAGUUUUACAAAUUAUAGUUCAGUAUCUGAAUUUCUUCUUCAUAAAGGUGGUUAACUUUAUUCUAAUGUUUUUCUUUACCUGAAGGAGGGCCUUAUUUUUCAUUUUAUCUUUGCAUGACUAUUAAAAUAAAAACUGCCUCUGAUGUCUUUCUAAUUUGAGGCCGGAAUGAAUGAUUACUAAAACACAAAGGAGUGGAUGACAACACUUGAAGUAAAAGCAGUUGUACUGAUCACCAAAACCAAUAAAGAUAUGAAUG